AUGAUAAUCUUGGUCGACAAAAAGGAAGGAAUUUGGCCGCGUUUGAAGAACGCUAAGCUGUACUGUAUCCAGUCAAUCGUAUUUAAACCAGAAGGGGAGAUCGCAUCCUAAGCUGAAACAGCCCCCAGCACACAGCACAGCAGGGCCGCGUUUGUUCUUCAUCCCAUAUCAAUAUGGCUGAUCCUGAAUUAGAAGCAAUCAGACAAAGAAGAAUGCAAGAGCUCAUGGCUCAACGUGGCAUGGGUACUCAACAGAACACGGAGCAGCAGAAAGCACAAGAAGAGGCCCAGAGGGAGGCAGAUGAGCAAAGGCAAAUGAUGCUUAGUCAGAUUUUGUCAUCUGAAGCACGUGAAAGACUUUCUCGAAUUGCUUUGGUGAAACCUGAGAAAGCCAGAGGAGUUGAGGAUAUUUUACUAAGAGCUGCUCAAAUGGGCCAAAUUGUUGAGAAGGUUUCUGAAGAGAAGCUGAUAUCGUUACUGGAACAGAUCAACACCCAAACCAGCAAACAGACCAAAGUCACUAUCCAGAGGCGCCGGAGUGUUUUGGAAGAUGAUGAUUAAGUCUAAUGCAAUCUCGACUUUGUAUUGUGUGAUAAAAUGUUUUCAUGUUGCUUGUAUAAUCAGGGUUAUUUUUUGUGCCAUUCUCAACCAGAUUCCCAGCCCCGCAUUGCAUUCUCUACCCACCCUCGCUCUUUCCUCCAAAUUCAAGAUCUGAGACUUUUACAUAUCUAUGUGCUGCAGAUUUUUAACUUUCUAGUAAUGAAUUCUGAACUUUGUUAAGACAAGUGCUGUGAGCUUUUAAGUUCA
Molecule: messenger RNA, 806 nt
Organism: Mangifera indica (mango)
Lineage: Eukaryota; Viridiplantae; Streptophyta; Magnoliopsida; Sapindales; Anacardiaceae
Product: DNA-binding protein DDB_G0278111-like
Exons: 7
Coding region: 174-560 (128 amino acids)
Cellular component (GO): nucleus; cytosol
Molecular function (GO): DNA binding
Source: RefSeq, a predicted model, not a curated record